Molecule: messenger RNA, 6795 nt
Organism: Salvelinus sp. IW2-2015
Lineage: Eukaryota; Metazoa; Chordata; Actinopteri; Salmoniformes; Salmonidae
Source: RefSeq, a predicted model, not a curated record
ACACAUUGACAGAAGAACACAUUUCUGUUUAGAUUCUCACAUGUGUAGCAAGCAAGACCGGUGGCUAAAACUAUUUGAUCGCUUUUUCGGUUUACCUCUCAAACAAGAUGGGGAAGAAACGGUCGAGUGAAGAUGUGGAUGAGUCCAAAAAGCAUGCGAAGAAAGGAAAAGUAUCUGAGACAGCGGAGUUCAAUGGAACCGUUUUUAAAGCCAUGUUGAUGGAGCCGACCAAGGCAAUGAAGGGCUUGGAGACAUUCAUCACGACAGCAAGGAAGCUGCCAUGCCCUGACCUGUAUGACGUUGUUGAGGGUUACAUCAAGAUCUCCAUGGAAUGUUCUGAGAUCUUCAAACUGCUGGAGGGAGAUAAGCAGAUGGAGAGUGAAAUGAUGGUGAUCUUCCAGAGUUUGGAGAUGAUUCUGCUCCGUACGGCCAGUGAUCUCUCUCAUUUCAGCAUGGUGGGAUCCACUAUAGUCAAGAAGGUUGUCUCCAGCUAUAUGAAACUCAUACAGACGUCCCUAAACUCAGAAAACCACAGGUUUGUCCGUCAGUGCCUGAGUUUCCUGUCAGCCAUGGUGUCCCAGGGAGCCGACACAGCCAGGGAAGUCUUCAGCCACUUCCACUUCACCAAAGGCCUGUCUGCUUUGGCCAAGAGGAAGGAUAGGAUGGGUAGACCUGAUGUUCGCAUGGCUUACACCCAGUUUGCCCUCUCCUUCCUGGUCUCUGGUGACAACGCUACUAUUGGACAACUACUGGAGAUGAAAGAUUUCCUGCCAGACAUUCUAAGCAGCGGACUGAUGGAGGAUCGUAUCUCCACGGUCAACCUGAUUCUGUCUACUCUGGAGACUAAGGUGGUCCAGCGACAAGCCAUCAGUAAGACCCAGAAGGUGCGUUUCUUCACCCCAUUUCUCCUGGCCCAGAUUGCAUCUCUCUACAGGUGGAAUGGCAUUGUGGAUGCAAGCACAGAYGACAGCAAGAUGGCAGAGAAUGCAGAGGAAGCAGGGAAGAUGGUCGUGAGGAAACUGGUUCACAACUUCCUCCUGAAUCUCUGCUGCUCCCGGAAACAUGGCAUCAGUUUCCAUGACCCCAGCUUUGGAACUGCCGGCAGGGCUGGUAACAUUGUGCUACUACAGUUUGUGGUGGGGCUGAAGCAGGCUACAGAAGAUGACCUGGUCUCUGAUCUGAUGGCCAAUAUACUAAGGGUCAGCCCUGACAUCUUGGGCAGGUUCUUCAAGGAGACGCAGUACUCCUUUACCCCUCGACUCAAAUCUGCCUGGAUGGACAGCGUCACUCUGCUCAAAAAGAUCUACGAGUCUCAGCCAGAGGUGUCCAUGGCAUUCCAGACCAGAGAGGUCGUUCCUCUGCCCCGCCUCCUGUCCAUGGUGCUGGUGACAUCACUUCCUCCCGUCUGUAACAAGGCCUUCUUCACGCAGGGCAUCAACUUUGCCAACGCGGUGGUACAACACACGACCCUGUCCCUGAUGUCGUUCCUUCUGAAGAGAGCUCAGAGGAACAUGGAGUUGUGUCUGGACCGCUCUGUGUGGCUCGCCUCUGAUCUUUACACCCCCGCCACCAUGGAGGACUUCACACAGCAGUACAGGGAGGCACUGGGCAAGGGAGCCCCGUCAGGCCCCGACUCUCCUGAGGUCAUCCUCCUGAAGGCCCUCAUCCUUCAGGUCAUCUGUCUCUACCAGAAAGUGGUGCCUCAUCUGGUUAGCCAGAGCAAGUUUGACUUCAGCAAGCUGCUCAAAGGUAUUGUGUCAGAGAAAGGUAUGAGAGAGGAGGUCCCUCCAGUCCUUCAACACCAGAUACUACAACUGGCCCUGGACCUGCCGGCCAGCAAGUUCUUCCUGGUUCAAAGUUCAGGUGAGAUGGAUCACGUGGAGACGGGCUCUGGGGAGAAGAAUGUGUUCUUCCUGCUCCUCAAGAUGUUUGUGAGCAGCAACAACGGCCACCUGAAGCUCUCCACCAGGAAACUGGUGGUCAAGGUGCUGAAGGACAGUGGAGUGUUUGAGUACACCUGGUCUGAGCUGGAGCUGUGGCUGAAUCACCUGGACGGACUACAACCAGACCAGCAGGACACAGUCAUACACUUCCUGGAGAGGGUNNNNAUGUCUCUGGUGUGUAACCCCUACACCUACACAGACAAGGUGGCCAGUCUUGUCCAGGAGGCAGCCUACCUACAGGCCAAUCUUAGCGGCCAGGACGGAGACACCGCCAGCAUCCCCAUCUCACACAUAGACGACGUGAUGGACAUGGUCGACGUGAUCAUGGAGGGCAGCGAGGGGGAGACUGAGGAGCUGGGCCCGGCACUUAGUGAUGACCUCAUCCUCCAGACCUUCCCUUUCAGUGCCGUGGUACCUGCUGUCCUGGAGGCCAGGAACAAACUACCUGCUACCUACAGAACGGAGAAUGGUAAACUACUGGAGUACUGUCUGAAUUCCUAGUGUGUGCUCCACUGUCAGAGAGACCCUGCCCUCAGCCUGGCUCUUCUACAGUACGAUAAAGAGCUGAACUCCUCUGAAAGACCCUGGCCCCCCAUUCACUCCGUCAUUCACCUGCAUCACUACUACACAACAUGCUGCCCCAACAGGCCCGGAACAUCUGUUCCCAGGCCUUUGUCUAAAACCACAGGGCUGCUGGUGCUCAAUGUCCUGAUGGGAGUUCUCCAGGGGUUGGUGUCGAGGCUUCAGAGCCCACAGGAACCAACUGAGGAAACCGAGGCAGAGCCCAUGGUCGAAGGAGAGACUGAGCCCAUGGUCGAAGGAGAGACUGAGCCCAUGGUCGCUGAUCAGAAGGCAGCGGAGACGGCAGAAACCAUGGCUGUGGAUCCCAAGGUGGCGGCAGAGACGGAGCCUAUAGCUAUGGACCAGGACACAGCCAAGGCAGCAGAACCCAAAGCUGUGGACGUCCUGAAUGGAUCAGAGCUCUUCCUGGAGUUCAACCCGUCUUCUGAAGCAGAGGACGAUGACCACAGCCUGGUGGUGUUGUCAGUGCUGAGUUCCAUCCUGAAGCACCCGUGUAUCGAGCAGUGGUUCCUGUCUCUGGAGUUGUCCUCUGUCCCUCCUACCUCCCUCAACCCYGUCAGGCUGAAGCUGCUGUGUGCUCAAAUGUCUGACUGCAUCCUGGGUCUUUUACAGACCUCUGCCUCCGUCCUUCGACCCCUGGACUCCCUCGAUCUCCUCUCCCCUUACCUCGAGGCUGUWUCAAGGGCUCUGCUCAGAGAGCUGGGGGACACCGGGGAGAGGAGGGAGACCGACAAGGAGUCCCGGCCUGUGARAGCCUUCAUGGCCCUGCAUGUUUACAUGGAACCCUCUCUCCUCCAGGAGCUGGUCUCCUCCCUUCUCCUCCUCCCCAAGGAGACCCUCAUCACCCCGGGGGAGGGUGACGGGGAGGGAGAGRAGAGCUCCAGAGCAGCAGAGCUCAGUGUCUACGGACGCACGGCUCUACAGGUCCUCACUGAGACCUCCUCCACCAACACCUCUUCAUCCGGCUCCCCUGUCCUCCUCCUCUCCCAGGCCUACCUCCAAGGCCUGGCCACCCUGCUCCUCUCCUGCUCCAGCCCGUCUCUGGAGACCUUCCUCCUGCAGGCCCUGAGGACCCAGCCAGGCAACGCUAAACUCCUACACACUGACGUCCUGCUCCACUGUCUCCAGGGUCCUCUUACUGCAGCCACCCAGGCCCUCGGGGUAGCCCUGCUGCAGAACAGCUCUACUCACAGGCUCUGCUUCGAGGUGUGGUGCCUACAGCCGCAGCACCUGGAGAAACUCACAGACCAGACAGAGACAUUCCUACCGCUGGUCAACAGUUACCUGCAGACUGCAGCCAGGGAGGAUCCCGCCAGGCCUAAAGAAGUUCAGACAGCGGUGCUGAAGGCCCUGAARAAGGCCCUGUUCCCCGGGCUGAGCCUCUCUGUGCUGGGGCAGGAGACAGGGGAGGCCCUGGAGGUUGUGGAGGCUCUGUCUAGUCUGAUCAGACUGGCAGCUAAGGUCAAGGACAUCAGAGAGCUCGUCACCUCCUUGCCUGCUGCCCUGCAGAAACUAGACGGCUUUGAGAGAUGGGAGCUGGUGGACCCCAUCAGUGCUGUGCUGUCUGUUUGUCCCGAGGAGCUCGAGGUGUGGAGGAUGUCUGUGCUCUCUGCUGCCCUCCGGUGGCUGAGCUCUUCCUACAGUCACAACAGAGACCAGGACACAGCACCACUCACACAGGAGGACAGCAUACUGAAUAGACUAACAGUACUACUGUGGGGCCCAGCGGCGGUGGAGCACCAUAAGGCCCGGAGAAGCCUGGGCGCUUCCUUGUGGCAGCAACCCAGCUCUGAGGACCUCCUGGCUCUGCUCAGCCCUGACACCAUGAUCAACACCAUUACUCACUUCCCCCUGCAACGCAGGAUCAUCCUACAGGAGGGUAAAGAGCUGAUUUUCAAAGAUGAGGAAGUGAAGGAUCUUGGGAGUGUGUACGACCCAUGUUUCCUCCUGCCUCUGUUCAGCGCCAUGCUUCAGCCAGAGUCUGUGAUAGACUGUCUGAAGUUUGUGUCGAGCCACGGCCUUGGUGUGACGAUGGUGUCCCUGAGUAGUUAUGACCCCAAGCUGAGGGCAGCGGCCUACCAGGUCCUGGCUUCGUACCUCCACCAUCUGGAGGCUGCUCGCUUCAGAGAGAAGAGACAGCUGUUGUACCUGCUGAACAUGGUAAAGAAUGGCAUCAGACAGCAGAACCUCAGGAUGCCCUUCUUACUGACCACGUACAUCACGAAGGUGGCCCAGCAGAUGCUGAAACCAGAGGACCACAUGUACGUGGUGGUGAACCGCUUCCUGCUCUCCCAUCAGUGUCUGGACUUCAGAAGGGUUCCGGAGUUCUUCAAACUGUUCUACAGCUGUGACAUGGAGCACAAGGUGGAGAGGGAGUGGAUUCUGUCUGUCCUAGAGGAGGGCCUGACAGACAGACAUUGUUAUGAGCUUGACCAACAGGGAAUCUUCCAGACACUGCUAGGAUUCUGCUGGCAGCACUCUACUCUGAUAGUGAGAGUCCUGCACCAGGCUGGCCGUGUGACCAAAGCAGCCUACAACCUGACCAAGGACCACGGGCUCCUCACCUGGGUUCUACAGCUGCUGGAGAGGAGACAUGUCGACCAGGGUCUGCUGGGUGCUGUGGUAGAGCUGCUCCAUGUUCUGUGGUUCACCAACCUGGGCCAGAAGGAGAGCCAUGGUGAGGGAGCCUCCUCUUCCUCUUCCUCAUCCUCCACGGCCAAGGAGGACAAACCGCAGGGACACAGCACUCCAAAGGUUCUCCCUCUACCCUUCAUCAACCAGUUCCUGUGUGUGGCCAUCACCAUCAUCAGACAUCUGAGACUGGUGAAGGCAGGUCAGCUGAGCCUGUAUCUCCAGACUCUGAGCUCCAUCCUGCAACAUUGUGGAACAGCGCUGGGGGUCCACCGGGAGGCUGGCUGGCUGACCUUACGACCCCAGGCUCUUUCCUCCCAAGACGCCCUCGCCCUCCUCCACCGCUGGAGCACGCUGACCCACAAUGCACCUCUCCUCAGCCAGCUGCAGACUGUGGCGGAGAAACACAAAGUCAAGGAGCUGCUGGGGCCGGGCAGGGAGAAAGGCCGAGGGAGAAGCUUCUCUGUCCAGGCCCGUUUUAACUCCCGACCAAAGGAUCAGGGGGAGGAAGGAGAGGUAGAGAGACGAGAGGAGGAGAAGACUCUGCUGGAGAAGUGUAUUCCUCACCUCAGGAAUAUCUUUACCCACUGGGAGCCUGCCUCCCUUGCCUGUCCCCCCUCUUCCCCCGCCAGCCCACCUCCCUCCCCUGACCUCCAUACUCCCCUCUCCACCCCCCUGGCCAACACCACAGCCCAUCUUCUCACCAGGUGGUUCCUGAACUCCUUGGUAGAGGAAGCCUCCACCUACGAGGACAAAAGGACAGUCCACUUCCUUCGCUGGUUCCAGAAGACUGUCCUGUCUCACAGAUUCAUAGUGGACCUGGUGCUGGCUGACCCUGCUGUGAGACUGGACCUGCUCCGUCUCUAUCACCAGGCCUGUGAGCCYCAGGCCCAGCCCCAGGCCCAGCCCCAGGCCCAGGCCCAGAUCUCUUCCAGGGUAGAGCACGUCCAGCUGUUCACCAACAUUAUGAUCCAGCUCCUGGAAACCAGAGGCUGCACUGAGAGUGACCUGCACAGGGCCGUGCUCACAGCAUGCUCCCUAGGAACAACAUGUGAUGACCAGACCACGAAGGAAGGUCUGAUGUUACUGUCUCUGUACAUCCAUGAGAUGUGGAGCGGAGCGAAGAGCCCAGAGCUGUUCCUGAACCAUGUCAGAGUGGUGAAGGAGAUCCAGGGUUCGUUAGGGACCACGGACCAGAAGAAAAAGUCCAAACGACGUUCCCAGACACACACAGGCCUCAGAACCAUCUGUAGUGACCUCCUCUCAGGACUGCAGUCUACUGUUGCACCAUAGGGGUUACAUAGCUGGGGCCCGCAUUAUACCCUAUUGAGUACACUAUUUCUUAACCAGGGCACGUGGUCUCCGGUCAAAAAGUAGUGAACUACACUGAGUGUACAAAACAUUAAGAACACYUGCUCUUUCCAUGACAKACUGACCAGGUGAAAGCUAUGAUCCCUUAUUGAUGUCACUUGUUAAAUCCACUUCAAUCAGUGUAGAUGAAGGGGAAGAGACGGGUUAAAGAAGCAUUGUAUGUGUGUGCCAAUCAGGGGGUGAAUAGGCACGACAAAAUAUUUAAAUGGCUUUGAACGGGGUAUGGUGGUAGGUGCCAGACGCACCGGUUUGUUUCAAGAACUGCAAC